Hemibagrus wyckioides is the source of this 1275-nucleotide messenger RNA. RefSeq names its product OCIA domain-containing protein 1-like. NCBI's taxonomy places the organism in Eukaryota, Metazoa, Chordata, Actinopteri, Siluriformes, Bagridae. Gene Ontology annotation, cellular component: endosome. The coding region runs from base 145 to 858 and encodes 237 amino acids. The record is from RefSeq and is a predicted model, not a curated record. The transcript has 8 exons.
GCGUAUUCACUCUGUAUUAAACACCACGGAGGAAAAGACAGCGCCGUGGGUUUGACACUUGUGACCCAGCGAGAGCUGCUGCUGAGUUUUAUUAAAGUGUUUUUAUUAAUAAAGUGUGUUUGCAGCAUGUGUGUGUGAGUGGAAAUGGCUGAAUCCUCGUCAGAUUUCACAGCGAGCAGCGCGGAAACGAAGCCGGUACGCGCCGAGGCAGUGUUAGGAGCAGAAUACACUCCCACUGAGGCGGAGAGGAAAGUGUUUAAAGAGUGCGAUACAGAGAGCUUCUGGUACAGAUCGGUGCCCUUCUCAGCCAGUGCUAUGGCCCUCACUCACAUGCUGGUCAUCAAUGGAAAGCUCACGCCGUCUCCUCGGUUCGGAUCUCUGCCUAAAGUGCUGUUUGCUGGUAUGUGCGGCUACUUCGCAGGGAAGAUGUCCUACAUGAAGACGUGUCAACAAAAAUUCAUCACUCUGGAGAACUCGCCAAUAGGAGAAGCUCUUCGACAGAGACACCGACAUCAUCACCGUCCACCACAGUUUGCUGGUCCUCAGUCGGAGCUCAGUGAGGAAGAGAAGCCUCAGUUUGAAGUCUUUCAGUCUGCGAGUGUCUCUGAGGCUCCGUAUUCUCCUCCUGACUUCAGCUACAGUGACACCACACCCUCCACUCAGCACCAGGACCUUCACACACACGAGCUGCGUGACGAGGAGGAGGAGCAGGAGGUGAAGAGGAAGCCCAUCUUCUACGAGGAGCUGCGCAACAAGAACAGAGAGAACUACGACAUCACCCGGAACCAGAAAAUCGACAGGGACACGCCCAAGAUGGAGGUGAAGAAGAACAAAUAUGGCGACGCGUGGGAGGAGUGAGGAGAGGAUGGGCGGAGCAUGGUGGUAUGGGUGUGGUCAAGUGCUGCGUGUCUAACAGAGCUGGAAUGUCUGAACUUCAUCUGUAUGCUGAUUUAAUAAUAAUAAUAAAAAAGCUCUAAAUGAAAAAAUAAUUACGAUGUUCUUUUUAUUUGAGAGAAAUACAGAGAGAUAAACGGACAGAAGAAGAGUUUCUGGGAUAUCUGCUGUGUCUGUUUUCACAAAAAAACAAUAACAGAAGUAUUAAUAAAAAUGUCAGAUUGCCUUCUUCUUUAUUUGUGACCAUUGAUUGUUUUUUUUCCAGUUAAGAAAAGAUUAAACAUUAAAAUCUGUGUUAUGGUGCAGAUCUUACCCGUGAUCUAUUUCUUUUUUUUUAUAAAAUUAAGAAAAGUUAUUAAAUAAAGAGUUCAUGUUUCCUAA